UUUGCCUGUUGUUGGCUGCCAAGAAGAACUUCCAAGCGUGCGCAAGUUUAGUUUCAACUUCCCCAGAGCUCUUUCUGCACAGUCCCGGCUGGCCAGGAAGCCUGCUCUGACAGAGGCUGCUCACCAGAAGAAGAGCAUCUAGGAAUGACUGCCCACACCAUCGUGACGAUCCAGCCGAAGUGUGGCGCGCCCACUGCCUUGCGGUACAAUUGGCAGACGGGGCUGAUGGACUGCUGCUCCGACUGCGGCGUCUGCUGCUGCGGGAUGUUCUGCUUCCCCUGCCUCGCCUGCCAAGUGGCCGGGGACAUGAACGAGUGCUGCCUGUGCGGGACCAGUGUGGCCAUGAGGACCCUCUACCGCACCAGAUACAACAUCCCGGGGUCCAUUUGCUCUGACUUCUGUAUCACCCUGUGGUGCCCUGUGUGCUCCGUUUGCCAAAUGAAGAGAGACAUCAACCGCAGGAGGGAGCAGGGCAUAUUCUGCAGCCUGAGCAAGACACCCACUUCAGAAACACCUGCAGCAUCUUUCUCUCAUGGCUUUUCUUUCCAGACUGCAAACUGCCUAGACGGACCUAACGCUGUGCUGGCAAUGGAUCCUCAAAAUGUGGUUGUGGUCCAGCCCCAGUUUGCAGUUGUCCAACAGCCAGGCCAGUGGCAGACUGGGUUGAUGGACUGCUGCUCCGACUGCGGCGUGUGUCUUUGUGGAAGCUUCUGCUACUUCUGCCUGGGGUGCCAGGUGGCUGGGGACAUGAAUGAGUGCUACCUGUGUGGGGACAGCGUGGCCAUGAGGACCCUCUACCGCACCAGAUACAACAUCCCGGGCUCCAUUCUGAGUGACUUUUUCUCCAUCUGGUGCUGCCCCGUGUGCUCACUCUGCCAGCUGAAGAGAGACAUCAACCGCAGGAAGGAGCAGGGCAUAUUCUGGUAA
Messenger RNA from Myiozetetes cayanensis, 927 nucleotides. It is a transcript of the gene PLAC8, whose product is annotated as placenta associated 8. NCBI's taxonomy places the organism in Eukaryota, Metazoa, Chordata, Aves, Passeriformes, Tyrannidae. Gene Ontology annotation, biological process: positive regulation of transcription by RNA polymerase II. The record is from RefSeq and is a predicted model, not a curated record. The coding region runs from base 145 to 927 and encodes 260 amino acids. The transcript is spliced from 7 exons.